GUUGGACAAGAGGUGGCGAGGCCAGUAUUUGAUAGGUAUUUUAGGCAGGCAAUGUGACCUGCAUGAACGUCUCAUUGAGCUCGCUUCGAGCUGUACGUUGAAAAAUACAUGAUAGAAUACCCACUCACAACUCCAGGUUGCUUGCUUCCUUCUAUUUAUCAGCCUAUUCCGCUAUGCUCAACCUUGACUUGUUGUAGGACAGGCUCCAAAUUGGAGGUACCCGCUUUGCAGCUUGAAGAUAGAUUCCCAUGUGAAGAGGAGCUCAAGGUACUCGAGAGAUAGGACUCCAAGACAUUUUGAUUGAAGACCUGUUUACCAGAGAGCCUGGCGUUCAUGCCCUGGUCGUGAUGGGAUAUACCAUGUUUUCAACAGGAGGUCGAGUAGACCUUCAGGAAGAGAUAAUUAACAUGGAGUGUGCUCUACAACUUUUAGAAGAGAACAUUCUUCUCUCCUUUAGUAUCUGUGGUGGACAACUCUUGGUUCAAUUCGAUGGCUACGUGCUAGCCUUGCUGUUGGACCCAGUGUGCUUCUAAGUCGCGGCCCGAAGGUCACGAAGGCUAAAUCAGCUCGAUGUCCCUCAAUGAUGUUCCAAAGGUAGUUAGGUAGUUAGCAGUGUAGUCUAACCUUCCUAACAAGCGCAGAGACUGUGUGUUUUGUAAUUACAAGUUGACUCGAUAGAAGGAUUCAUUGGACGGAAAGGAAGCGAUUUGGCUGGGAUAAAUUUAGACUUCGACUUCGGCUGAUUCGCGCCAAGCCAACCAACAAAGACAACACCUCUCUUGUGAUACCUCAACUGGCUCUCAAUAGCUUCAUUGGUCAACGAAUACCCCCCGAUCUCUCUUUCUUCUGUGCCAUGGGUAACAAAGGACCUUGAAAGACUGCACAUGUUGCCACGGAUCUAUUUGCUCUGACAGCUCGAACGGGAGCUGAAACUCUUAUCGGUGAUCAUGGCUGGGCACCACCACGAAGACACAGCAGACCUCAUUCCGCUCGAAACUGGUCGCAGGUCUGAAGACUCCAUCUCCUCUGCAUCGACGACAAGUCUGGUAUUCGAGCGCAUUGGCCAAAGAGUGAAGGCAGACGACGAGAAGGCACUGAAUGGGAAAAGUAUGGUGACCCCCAAAUUCCCUCCUCCGAGGAGCGAGUCGAGAGGCUACGCAGACAAUGAGCAUGGGACAAGCUCCCACGAUGACGAAGAGAAGGACGAUUAUGAUCUCGAAACUGGGCCUUUUUUGAAAAACGCGACUGGGAAGACGGUGGAUAGAAAGUUUAGACGCUUACUGUGGAUUGUUGGAGGAGUGUUCAUUGGCGCAUGGCUGCUGGCCUUGGUUAUGUUUCUGGGAAAACAAUCCUAUCGACAUGUCUCCUCGAAGCCUCACGAUCCGACUGCAACUGCGACUACAGGUACAGGGAAGAAGGUCACAUUGGACCAGGUCAUGGGCGGGUCAUGGCGAGCCACAAAACAUGGGAUAAGCUGGAUUGAGGGCGCGAAUGGAGAGGAUGGACUGCUCCUGGAACAAAAUGCUGCUGGAAAGGAGUACCUGGUGGUCGAGGAUGUCAGAGGCACCAGUGCAGAGGCAGGCGCGCAAGGAACAAAGACAUUGAUGAAGAGUGGCCGAUUCAAUGUCGGGGAUCGGUCACUUUUCCCCAGCAGAGUGUUUCCCAGCAAGGACUUGAAAAAAGUCCUCAUUGCGACCGACUACCAGUCUAACUGGAGACACUCUUUCUACGCAAAAUACUGGAUAUUCGAUGUUGAGACUCAAUCUGCGGAAGCUUUGGACCCCGAGAAUCUCGAUGGCCGGGUACAAUUGGCUAGCUGGAGUCCUCAGAGUGAUGCUGUGGUAUUCACAAGAGAUAACAAUCUCUUUCUUCGAAAACUAUCCGAUAAAAAGGUUGCUCAAUUAACGACGGACGGCGGCCCAAAUCUGUUCUACGGCAUUCCUGACUGGGUUUAUGAGGAAGAGGUCUUCCAAGGGAACAGUGCAACAUGGUGGGCUGAAGAUGGAAAGUACGUCGCAUUCCUACGAACCAACGAAUCCGAAGUCCCAGAAUAUCCAAUUCAAUACUUUGUUUCCCGACCUAGUGGAGUUCAACCAGUUCCAGGCGAGGAGAACUAUCCAGAAGUCAGGGAGAUCAAAUAUCCGAAAGCUGGUGCCCCAAAUCCAACUGUUGACCUUCAAUUCUACGAUGUUGCCAAGGGCGAUGUCUUCGAAGUCAAAGUCGCCGGAUCCUUUGCGCCAGAUGACUUGCUCAUCACUGAAGUGGUCUGGGCUGGAUCAACUGGGAAAGCACUGAUUCGAGAAACAAACCGAGAGAGUGAUGUUCUUCGUGUGGUCCUUGUCGAUGUUGCUACUCGAGCCGGGUCAACUGUACGGACUGAAGAUGUUCAGAAGCUUGAUGGCGGAUGGUUUGAGGUAUCCCAGAAAACCAAGUAUGUUCCAGCGGAUCCAGCGAAUGGCCGCCCCUUGGAUGGCUACAUUGACACCGUGAUUCACGAGAAUUACGAUCAUAUUGGAUACUUUACACCUCUGGAUAAUCCAACUCCAGUUCUACUCACAUCGGGCAGCUGGGAGGUAGUUGAUGCUCCUUCAGCUGUUGACCUGAAGAAGAACUUGGUCUAUUUUGUUGCGACAAAGGAGUCGCCUAUCCAGCGCCACGUUUACAGUGUAUUUCUCAAUGGUACAGAUCUCAAGCCUCUAACAGAUACGUCGAAAGAAGGGCAUUACGGCGUCUCAUUCUCCAGCGGUGCAGCUUAUGCUCUACUGGAUUAUGACGGUCCCAACAUACCCUGGCAAGAAGUUAUCAGCACGCCAAGUAAUUCCGAUCAUUACACGCAAGUGAUUGAGGAGAACCUAGGGCUCGCUGACAUGGCCAAGAAAUACGAACUGCCUCACAAGAUCUUUUCAACCGUGAAUAUUGAUGGCUUUGAGCUUCAAGUUGUCGAGAGAAGGCCACCCCAUUUCAACGAGAAGAAGAAAUACCCGGUACUAUUCUAUCUCUACGGCGGGCCUGGAUCUCAGACAGUGACCAAAACUUUCAGUGUUGACUUUCAAGCGUAUGUGGCGGCUAAUCUGGGUUAUAUUGUCGUCACUGUGGACGGCCGAGGCACCGGAUUUAUUGGACGAAAGGCUCGCACCAUCAUCCGUGGCAAUCUUGGAUACUACGAAGCUCGCGAUCAGAUUGAAACGGCCAAAAUCUGGGCGAAGAAAAAGUAUGUCGAUGCAUCGCGAAUGGCUAUCUGGGGCUGGUCAUAUGGGGGUUUCAUGACUCUGAAGACUCUCGAGCAGGAUGCUGGACAGACAUUCUCGUAUGGAAUGGCCGUUGCACCUGUCACGGAUUGGAGAUUUUACGACUCUAUUUACACCGAACGAUAUAUGCAUACACCUCAACACAAUCCCGGUGGAUAUGACAAUUCGACCAUUAGUAACAUGACUGCUCUGCACCAGAAUGUGAGGUUCUUGAUCAUGCACGGUAUUGCAGACGACAAUGUGCACAUGCAAAAUACCCUCACCUUGUUGGACCGCCUGGAUCUGUCUGGGGUUGAGAAUUAUGAUGUGCAUGUAUUCCCUGAUAGCGACCACGGGAUCUACUUCCACAACGCCAACCGAAUCGUAUAUGAUAAACUUAAUAAUUGGCUCAUAAAUGCAUUCAACGGUGAAUGGUUGAGAACAAGCGACGCUGUACCACUACAACUCGAGGCAACAGCCGAGAAGGAUAGAUAAAUUUGAAGUAUGUCACAAUAGGGAGUUAGGAGUAUGGGUAGCAGGGUCUUAAUAUCCAAUGUAUUAAUUUCAGAUCGAACUCCCGACGCACUAGGUGCUCUAAAAAUGGAUGGCAAACAAACAUUGGAAGUCGAUCAGGUUAGUUGACGCUUGCACAGGUUGCAAGACCAGAUAUUCGCUUUUCCUCCUCUUGAGAUUUCGAAGCACUGCCGCCAGGCCAGCGCGAUCGAAAUCCAUGACGCCUCUAAUGAAAUGAUGUGCCACUAUCCUUGUCUUACGAGUUUCGAAGGGCUGUCCCCAAGACUAUACGUUGAAACUCAUUGCCGACAAAUGGAUUGACAUCUACUGGUUCUCUCCCCACGCUCGUCCCUGGCAGUUAAGCGACUACGCAUGGCGCAGGUUCUACUAGAUCCCAGCGGUCGUAAAUACCGACUGUGGUCAACCGCGCAGACAUCUUACAUUCCUGUGUCAGAAUUGUCAUGGGCACCUGCGCCUCAAGCUCGAUCAGUGUUCCGUCAUAUGGCGCUACGGCCAAUUUAAGAUUUUCUGAGAGCUCUGAGAUGCUCCUUCCCUUUCCGUUUCCCUGGCUGAUUGUGGUGGACGUGUUUCUGUUUGAGUUAGCACUGACGAAGCCACUCGAUGCUUGGCGACUUGCUGUAGGAGUCAUUUUGUACGUUGUCAGAAGUUUUGACUGGCUGUCCUCAGUUGUGAAGAAUCUACUUCUUCUUGGUGUGGAAGGCAUGCACUCAUCUGGCACAUAGUGUGGUUGGACUCGCGAGGUGUAUUUGGACUUGAGUACGGUAUUCAAAGUCGCGAUAUCUCUGUAGUUGGGAGCAGCGGGUUGGUUGCGACUGUCGAGCCCCACGGUCAUUGUGCGACGAGCCUGGUGGGCAGCAUAGGACAUCAGCGGGUUUUCUGGAGUGCUUUUUGUUUUUGGAGCUGCGCCAAGGUAUGCGGUGUAGGUUUUGUUCGCAGGGCUAUCACCACGGUGCGACAGCUCGUCGCCUGUCACGCUGAAACGGUUGAACGUUGUUGAGAUUCGGGUGAGACUUUUCUUCCCCUGUGGUGCUGGAGGCGUCAGAGAGGAGGGCAGCCCACCUUGGCUCAGUGUGCCUUCCUUCAUUGAUGCCCCUAUUGAUACCUCCAGGAAGAGCUCCUCUUGUGUUGUUGGUGAUCUCGGGCUCCACUCAGCCUGUAGUCGCUGCCACGCCUCGUCCACUUCCCUUCUCGGCUCCGCCACCUGCGAGGGGAGUGUCAUAUAGGCGGGGACUACAUAAUUUGGCAGAACCUUUCGCCCAAAGUUUGGCGGCGACACAGCUGGGAUGUGAAAUACCUUGGUACCAUCGAAGGCUGCUCUCAUUAUAUUCAAAGUCUCCCAGGACUGUAGUCGAUGAAUCGUGAGCUCGAUCUCUGGUGCGUCUAUCGCCGUAUCUUGCGAUACAGAGGUGACAGGAGGCACAGGGUGAGGUCUGAGUGGGUGUCUGGAUUCUUCGCUCAACUGGAGGGGAUUUCUUACAGUGUUCUGUGGCAUGCUGGUCUUCAGGGCAGAAGGAGCACUCACCUUCGGCUGCGGUAUCGACACUAUUUUAUGAGGAGGAGCGUAUCUCGUCACGUACGCAGUGGUAGCGACUGCGAGACUACCGUGCACGCUGGAUGUUGACAUUACAGGUUCACUCGAAGUCUCCCAGUUGGGAAUUCUCACUGCCUUUAUUGGGUACGGCUGACUAGGAAGCGGCUUUCCCACACCGACCUUCCAACCUCUCUCCUCUCUCACAAUUGGACUCGAGUUCUCUGGGAUCGGCGGGAGUGGCUUGUUCAGAAGUACCCUUCUACGUGACUUUCUGGUGAACUUUUGCUUGAUAUUCGGAGAUGCCGCGAGGCGAGAUGGCGAAAUCAUUGUUUGUUCCCGUGCUAUGCGAGUUGCCCGGUGGAAAUCAACACUUGGUCUCCUCGCAACUUGUUCAAGGUAUUCCUGUCGACAAUCGGUACACUUGCCCUUUAGAGCAUAGAGUGUUGGAUUGCAGAAAUUGGACUUGGGGCCAGGCUUAUUACAGCCUGUCUUGUCGAUUUCUCUGUGUCCACAUACAGAAUAGUUGAAGAUCUGGCACAUAUCCUAGACUUGGUAUAUCAAUCGGUAAUCUGUGUCUCCAAGUCAGAACGCUAUAUAGUGAAGGCGGGAAAACGAAAUCACAACUUAGGAAUGACACAAGGAACCAGUGAUGAACUUGGGGAUUGAGAGUGGCUGAGAUAAUUCCCGGGGUAUAUUGCGUUGAUAUACGAGGUUCGCAAAGCUGUUCAAGUUGAGACGCUCAGUCCAAGUGAAAUAGAUGAUCAGGUAGUCAUUCAGAACUGGAGUCUUACAUUCACAUAUAGACAUGCCAUUGUGUUGUUCCAUGGAGAAAGUUACCCUUUGCAGUCCUCUUGUUCUGUUCUUUGUGCUAUUUUUGGCUGCUCAUUUCUUUGUGCAUUUUCUUUCACGCCGAGAUGACAAUGCGUUUAUCACCAUCGUCAACAAUGGGCCCUUUAUUUCGAGGCCCAACAAAGAUCUGCCUAUAUAUCGAGUGUACUGUCCUGAUCACAGAAUAAUCCCUUGAUUGUACAACUCCAGUUCUCGGCUCCCUGUUCUCACUCACUACACUCACUCGACUUUCCUUCCUCUUCCACGUCCAUUCUCCAGUUUACUGGCGCCGGCGUCAAAAACUAUCACUUCACGCUCACUUGUUACUGUGAUUAGUCGCCUCGUUCUCUUCGGAAUAUUCCGUUGUUCGAAACGAAUUAUCACGAUGUUUACAUCUCCAUCU
This is a messenger RNA of Cadophora gregata, 6523 nucleotides long. RefSeq lists its product as uncharacterized. Lineage: Eukaryota; Fungi; Ascomycota; Leotiomycetes; Helotiales; Ploettnerulaceae. Gene Ontology annotation, biological process: proteolysis. The transcript is spliced from 3 exons. The record is from RefSeq and is a predicted model, not a curated record. The coding region runs from base 948 to 3722 and encodes 924 amino acids. Gene Ontology annotation, molecular function: dipeptidyl-peptidase activity; serine-type peptidase activity.